Vanessa atalanta (red admiral) is the source of this 1709-nucleotide messenger RNA. RefSeq lists its product as uncharacterized. The record is from RefSeq and is a predicted model, not a curated record. Lineage: Eukaryota; Metazoa; Arthropoda; Insecta; Lepidoptera; Nymphalidae. The coding region runs from base 120 to 809 and encodes 229 amino acids. The transcript has 2 exons.
AAUCAAUUUUCUGUCAAAUGUCCAAAUGGUAGUUGAAAGAAAAUUACAGUAUAAAGUAUAUAUUGUUGGUGGGGUGAAAUCGUUUUUGUAGGAAACUAAAAUAAUUCUUGACAUCAAACAUGAGCUGCACAAAUAACACGGAAGCGUUUUCUCAAUACCUUCAGUCCAUGGUUAAACUGGAGGAACUACAAAAAAUGACUGAAGAUUUAGACAAAGAAUUAGAAGAUUCACAAAGAGUGAUGUCGGAAAUAAAAACGAUUUUCAACACUAUUCCCAACGUUCAAAAUAAUAUACCACAGCAGAAUAACAGCUUAAGACACGAAGAUUUGUCGCAAUUCAUCGUCGCAAGUGUUCCGAAAUUAAUAAUGCCCGAUAUGCCCGACAGUACUGUAGAUAUAGAUCUCGACAAUGUUAUUGCAUCCAUGAAAGGUUACGCCGAAGAUUUAAGGAAAAACUUUGUCCUCCCUAAUCCACAACAAGAACACCCAAAUAAAGUAUUUGAAAAUCUGGACUUAGAUCAAUAUGCUUCUAGUCUGGAUGAACUAUCAAAACAGUUAACGAACAUGAAAUUAAAUAAAAAUGGAGAAGGUAUUAAGAGGAACAAGGAAUUAGAAGCUAAGCUGGAUCAGUUAUGUGAGGAUGUCAAUAUGUUCACAAAGAUGGUUCAAUCAAAGGCAAAGCUAAGUGAGAGCAAUAAAAGCUGGACUACAACACACCACAGCAACAUGGCACUGCAAUAUGACAACAUGAUAAAUAAACUGCUGCUCUGCAUCAACGAAGUAACAUAUUUAAUGAAGAAUAAAAAUUAACUGUAAUCUCAUUGUAAUCAUGAAUACAAUAUUUAUAAAUCUCAAUGUUGUUUAUACAAAAUGAAAACAAUUUAAUAUAAUAUCUACAAGUUAUAAUUUACAUUUAAUAGUUUUAUACUCAUAGACUUUUAAAAUUACUAACUCUGUACUAUUAAUGUUUAUGUUUUGCAUAACAAAUGAUAUAGAAUGUACUUCAAAACUGCUAAAUUUUUGCAUAAUUAGUUUUAAAUGUAAUUAUUUUUUAAAUAAAAACAAUAAAUGUAAAAUUAUUUGGUAAAAUUAUUGAAUUUAUAGAUUUAGCCUAUGUAAUUUACUGUCUUAUUAGUGUAUUUGCUAAUAAGGCAAUCUUAAGGUACUGGGUUCAAAACCCAGACCAGGAAAAUAAUCAGUUUUAUAAAGUUAUUCUUGUUAAGUAAUUUUGUAGUAGCAGCCCAAUCUGUAAACUUACAUUGUUUACCCUCCUUUCCUAAAAUUGUUUCAGACAGUUAGGAUCAUCAAAGUUAGUUAUUAGAGUAGUACUAUAAAAAGACAUGCAUUACCAAAAUUGGGAUAUCAUUAAUGUUAUUUAAUUUAACCUUUAUUUAUAAUUGUAAUGGUACAUGUAAUUGUAGCUAGUGAGUAGGUUAAAUGUUUAAUCUUAGGUUAUCUCUGUGUAAUUAAUAUAAGUAUGUAUAUAUUGAAUACCUUUUACCUUUCCAAACAUAUAUUUGCUUAUUUUAAUGGCUAUUAAAAAUAAUAUUUAAUAUUAUACUGAUCUCAUUGUAUUAAUAUAAUUAAAAUGUUACAUUUUUUAAAACUUCUCAAGUUGAUAAGCGAGACAUUUUUUCCAGUGUUAUUUGUAAUAACUAUAUUGAUGUUUAUUAUGGAUUAUAAGCUAAGACCUGAAUGUUAAAUAAGAUU